GGCGACAGACGCAAGACGUGCGGUUCUCUUGAUUCUUCGUUUCUUUCGCGAGUAAUCUUGCUGAUCCUUGAACGGUAUCUGCACUUAUUAAUUAAAAAGCGCGCAAGUGUUUUGUUCAAAUUGUGGUUUAUUCAACUAUAAUUAAAUAUGUCUGCCAUAGCAUUAUUGAUCCUUAUUGUACUAGCUUUAAUUACAGUUGUUUAUGGUUUUGGAUGUAGGGGAAGAGUUAUGUUAAAUGGAGUUUCAGAGUAUGAAAAACAAAUAAUCCUGGACAUGCAUAAUAAAAUGAGACAGUCAGUAGCACUUGGUCAUGUAGGAGGACAACCACCUGCGGCGAAUAUGAUGGAAAUGAAAUGGGAUAAUGAAUUAGCUGGAAAAGCCCAACAAUGGGUCGAUAAUUGCCAAGAAGACCACGAUCACAAUAGACAUGUUUCUCGUUUCCAUUUCGGACAAAAUAUCGCCACUACCUGGACUUCAAAAACACCAGAUAGUUGGAAUGAAAUGAGAUCCGAUUUUCCUUACGCUAUUGGAAAAUGGUUCGAAGAGGAAAAACACUUUAGAUUUGGAGGUGGUCAUGGCGGUGGAAUUACUGGACAUUACACCCAAAUGAUGUGGGCCACAACCAAUAAAAUAGGAUGUGGGUAUGCCUUUUACUACGACCCAUCGAAAGGUUACACCAAAAAUUAUGUGUGCAACUAUGGACCAGGGGGCAAUGUAAUUGGACGUUCACCUUACCAAAAGGGUAACCCAAAAUGCCUGGACUUUGGACUUCAACAAUCACACCUAUAUUUAGGGCUUUGCAGCAAACAAUCAAGCUUUCUGUAUGAUGUACCAAGUUAUUCCCAUAUUAAUCAUAUUAAUCCUAUUACUCAAAGUCCAACUUAUUCCCAUAUUAACCAUAUUAAUCCUAUUCAUCAAAGUGCGAAAUAUACCUUCGACAAUCACUUCGAUGGAUUCCUCUAUUAAGUAAAAUGGAAUUAAUUUAAUUUUAAAUUUUAAGACAAGACUGGAUUAGUAUAAGAAUUAGAGUAGUAAAAGGCUGAAUCCAAAAUAUCAAAUUUAUGAGGCUCUAUUUUAUUUUUAAUGAAUAUUGUUAAAUUGUUAUGACCCAUGGCCGGCUCCAGAGCGUGUAGAGGCGCCAAAUACCAUUUUUCACCCAUGUAUUUUAAAAUAUACGGCAAAAAAACCUUCUUAACUUUGGUCCAUGUUAACUAUAUGCGAUAUAUAGUUGGGACGCAACAAUUAUUUUGGAGCCGGCCCUGAUAUGACCCCCUUAUUGGGUUGAACUUAGGGAUUAAAUAAUUAAAUAAAGUAUAAGUAUAGAUUAUAGAUUUCCUAAAUACAGUUGGAAUCAUUAAACUGUAAUUGAGGCGUUGAUUUAAAAAACAACAUAAGUCCAAAAAUUUAGUUUUGACAAAAU
Messenger RNA from Brassicogethes aeneus, 1420 nucleotides. Lineage: Eukaryota; Metazoa; Arthropoda; Insecta; Coleoptera; Nitidulidae. The record is from the annotation of a GenBank genome assembly.